GCAGUUUUUCAUCUCUUAUCAUUAUUUUCAUGUCCGAAAAUUCGUCACCCUUUUCGUUGGUGGCCUCCGACUUGGAUGGCACGCUAUUCGAUUUUGACUGUAAAAUAACCGACUACACAAAAAAGUUGAUUUUUCGUCUUUCCCAUGAGAAAAACAUUCGGUUUGUAUUGGCAACGGGACGCCAUUGGGGGAGCACCCUGUCCACCCAGAAGGAUCUUCAGCAGUACUUCGAGCGGGCCUAUGCGGAUUUGGCCGACUCGCAGGGUGGCAAGACGCUUUCGGGAAAGAAGCAUGGUUUCUAUGUGGUCUCCUCCAAUGGGGGGUUGGUGCAUGAUGAGGAUGGCAAGAUAGUUGUGGAGCAUCAGCUCGACCCGGCGAUUGUGAAGGAGCUCUACCAAUCCUUUGCGUUACCUUACACGGAUUUGAAGCGUGGGGUGAAUCUAACGGAUGAGGAAAAGGCCCGUCAGGUGGUGGUGCCCCAGGCGGAAAUGCCAGCGAGGGACGGAGCUGUAGAAAAUGAAUGGGAUAAGGGUGAAGGGGGGUUGAAUGAGGAUCCGAAUGAGUUUUCGAUUGAAAAGGUGCGCGUUUCUGCGUACACGAACAAGGAAUGGCUUAUCACUUCUAGCUUCCUUCCGGAGGAGUUAAUGGUGAAAAAAUUUGGAUUACUUCCAAUUGUCAUCGACUUCGAUCCAGAAGACCCAUCCAAUGAGGGUAAGAGUGUUCUGGACUCGUUGCCACUAGAGGGGAUUAACAAAAUAUGCUUUCGCAGCGCAGACCGUGCUCUUUUGAGUUCGUUUGAGCAGGAGCUCUCCCAGAGAUUUGGGGAUCAAAUCUCUAUAGCGCUUUCCUCUAACUUUUGCUUAGAUGUUGGUCCUGGUGGCAUUUCGAAAUUCUCGGCGUUGCGCGAAAUCGCCGGUCACCUCGGCAUUAGCGUGCAGAGUAUGGUAAGCUUUGGCGAUAGUAUGAAUGAUAAGGAAAUGCUGGAAAACGUCGGAAAGGGCUUUGUGAUGGGCAAUGCGCAGGCUCGUCUAAAAAAACUACUACCGCACUGUACUGUCAUUGGGAAUAAUAAUGAAGAUGCCGUGGCAAAAAAACUUGAAGAAGUGUUUAAUAUGGUAGAAACUCCAACAACUAUAACAAACAUUAAUAAAUAAAUCUAAUGAUAAUUUUACUGGGUUAAUAUUCAUGGAAUCGCUAAACAUCACUUGAGGUUCCUGAACUCUCUCCUUGCAGAGUGUUUUGUGUGUCAUCGUGAAAAUGAAUGAAAUAAUCUAUGCAUUAACACGUUCUGAAUACGUAAAAAAUUGACAACAGAAAAUGGAAACUCUACAUAGGCAACGUUACUAUGGACUUGAGAUCUUCUUGGUGAAGAUUAUAAGUUCAGGUUUAUAUAAUAUAUAACAAUGAUACUUAAUGUGAAAAUGAUCUAUUAAUACUUUUGUCCUAGUAGGGGUUUUAAAUAAUAAAAAAA
Messenger RNA from Phytomonas sp. Hart1, 1471 nucleotides. The record is from the annotation of a GenBank genome assembly. NCBI's taxonomy places the organism in Eukaryota, Euglenozoa, Kinetoplastea, Trypanosomatida, Trypanosomatidae.